Messenger RNA from Ceratotherium simum simum (southern white rhinoceros), 2026 nucleotides. RefSeq names its product membrane spanning 4-domains A1 (gene MS4A1). The record is from RefSeq and is a predicted model, not a curated record. Gene Ontology annotation, cellular component: external side of plasma membrane; plasma membrane. NCBI's taxonomy places the organism in Eukaryota, Metazoa, Chordata, Mammalia, Perissodactyla, Rhinocerotidae. Gene Ontology annotation, biological process: cell surface receptor signaling pathway.
UGUAAUAAACCAAAGUAAUUGGGGCGAAGCCCAAGGUAGCAGAAGCCACUGAUUUCCUGUCACCUGGUAGCUAUCAGAGAUCCCAGGCCCGGCCCAUCUCACUCACCCGCUGUGUACUUGAGAAAGAAGCAGCGGAACUGAACACAGCAGCAGGCAUCCAAAUCAGCCCUUGAGCCCCAAGGCCUUGGAGACUCAGGAGUUUUGAGAGAGAAAUGACAACACCCAGAAAUUCAAUGAGUGGAGCUUUCCCAGCAGAGACUGUGAAAGGCCCUGUUGCCAUGCAUCCUACUCAAAAAGGACUUCCUAGGAGGAUGCCUUCUGUGGUGGGCCCGACGCAAAGCUUCUUCAUGAGGGAAUCUAAGGCUUUGGGGGCUGUCCAGAUUAUGAAUGGGCUCUUCCACAUUGCCCUAGGCGGCCUGCUGAUGACCCACUUGAAGGUCCAUGCACCCAUUUGUAUAACUGUGUGGUACCCUCUCUGGGGCGGCAUUAUGUUCAUCAUUUCUGGAUCGCUCCUGGCAGCAGCAGAGAAAAACCCCAGGAACAGUUUGGUCAAAGCAAAAAUGAUAAUGAACUCACUGAGCCUCUUUGCUGCCAUUUCUGGAAUAAUUUUAUUGAUCAUGGACAUAUUUAAUAUUACAGUUUCCCAUUUUUUUAAAAUGGAGAGUCUGAAUCUUAUUAAAGUUCCCACGCCAUAUAUGAACAUACACAACUGUGAACCAGUAAACCCCUCUGAGAAAAACUCUCUAUCUAAUCAAUAUUGUGACAGCAUACGAUCUGUGUUCUUGGGCAUUUUUGCAGUGAUGCUGAUCUUCGCCUUCUUCCAGAAACUUGUGACAGCUGGCGUUGUUGAGAAUGAAUGGAAAAAACUGUGCUCCAGACCCAAAGCUAAUGUAGUUCUCCUGUCAGCUGAAGAAAAAAAGGAACCGGCAAUAGAAAUAAAAGAAGAAGUGGUUGAGAUGACUGAAGUAUCUUCCCAACCAAAGAAUGAAGAAGACAUUGAAAUUAUUCCGGUCCAAGAGGAAGAAGAAGAAGCAGCAGAAGUAAACUUUCCAGAACCUCCCCAAGAUCAGGAAUCCUCACCAAUAGAAAAUGAUAGCAUCCCUUAAACUAGUUUUUCUGUUUUCUGCUUCCUUUUUUUUUUAAGCAUUAGUGUUCAUAGCUUCCAAGAGACAUAUCUACCCCCCUUUCUUGAGGCACUCUGCAUGUAUUCUCCACCUCUCUCUCUGAUCUUUGCAUGGGCUUGCCACAGCUCCCUCUCCCUUGUUCAGAGAAUACAGCCACUGCAGCAGAUUUUGUCUUCAUGUUUCUUGUUUGCAGCACCUUUCUUACGUUAAACAAAAGCAGAAGAAAUGCUGCAGAAUGUGAUUUCUCACUAGCCUUUUCCUUGGAGAAGGCUUUGUAGUAAUAGCAAUAGUAGUAGUUUUUUUCAUUUCUUCCCUCUGCAACAGGGAGAGUGCACCUUUUGAAAAAGAUAAAUGACUGCUCCACGCCAUCCCUAAACUAUCUGUAAUUCCUUCCACAUCUACAUUUUUGGUGGAGUCCCUUUUGCACCAUUGUUUUAAGGAAAGUAAAUAAUAAUAAUAAUGAGGUGCAAUAAAGAACCUAUUCCAUCUGUCUUUCUAUGGGGCUGACACCACGGCAUAUUCUUAGAGCCUCCACAUCCCAUCAGGGAAGCUCUAAGUGGCCAAUACUCAACCCUUUCUUUGUACAAACAGCACAGCUUAUCCAUGGACAUGUCUCUAUCUGUCUUAACUUCCCUAACUCCUGCUCUAGGCUCUUAAGUCUACCUACUUUUAGCCUUUAGGCAAAAGAAUAAAGAAUGAAAGAAAAAUGCCGUAAUGAGUACCUAAAUCUCAAAUGAUAAUCAACAUUUGUAUUUAUAGAAUAUUUUCCAGUUCACAAAGUAUUUUAUCAAAUAAUUGCAUUUGAUCUUCCAUGAUCAGGAAAAAAAUCCCUAUCCCUCUUUUACAAAUGAUUCAGAGUCUAAGUAACUUGUAAAUAAAUAAAGGUAAUUUGUCAAUGGUCA